AAGGCGAGGAGUUCCUGCUGGGCGCGUGGGGCCUGGGUUUUGGUGAUAGCUUUAUAUUCAUUUCUCUCUGCUUGUGGAGAAGGAAGCUUCUAUGGGGGUAUGUAUCCAGAAGUACAGUUACAGUGAUUCUCUCCUAAUGAGAAGUCACAUGGUUUCUGAUGAGGAAGUGUGGAAGGCAACUGAACUGUUAGUGCUUUCUUUUUUAAUUCAAGUGUCUAGAUUUGCUAAGAAUGUGGCUUAGCUUUGCUGGGUGUUCUAAAAAAGAUUUGCAAAGUCAAAUUCUGACAAUGAUGUAUUGUGCAACUCCAGUGCCACUGUUAAUGUGGAUGUAAUUGUAUUAAUAAUAUCGUGCACUGAGGAUGCUUUGGUCAUGACCAUAGACCUCACAGUUAAUAUGUAAACUCAAAGGUUGGUUUAAUAAAGCUGGUGGUCCUUUACAAAUAGAUUUCUUGUCUGUCUUUAGACCUUAUGGCAUCAAUAACACAGUGGAAAAGCAGAUAAAAUAUAGCAUUUAUGUAAUUCACAUUAAUUUCUCAGCUUUGUUUUAGAGCAACAAACCUGAACAGAUAUUAAUUUGUCUGUUGAGGACGGUCCAGUCAGAAGGAGUCAAAUUCAAGUUGGUAUUCUUCAGUGACCUGCAGGAACAUUAAACAUCUACCAGGUAACUGCUAGCCUGUCACUGCUGUGGGCUUAAUGCCCGUUAGUCAGAUAGGCAUUAAAGAGCUAUUUAACAUUCAAAGGAGAAAUUACAGCUGUUCAGACCUGGAAGCCUCAGAUGUGGGUGGUUCUGUGCAGGAAGGAUGGUGCAGAAUUUGCCCAUGUAAUUUGUGCAGCAAACUUUGCUUCAUGUCACAGAAUCACAGAAUGGCCUGGGUUGGAAGGGACCUCAAAGAUCAUGAAUCUCCAACCCCCCGCCACAGGCAGGGCCACCAACCUCCAUAUCUAAUACUAGACCAGGCUGCCCAGGGCCCCAUCCAACCCAGCCUUGAACACCUCCAGGGAUGGACGGGGCACCCAAAAAUGUCCUAAAAGCAUCCAUGUCCUAAAAGCAUUGUGACUGUAAUGUCUGGAGUAGCUAACUGCUGUUCUUUAAAGCCAAGUGAGGAAAAAAGCAGCCUUCCAGCACGAGAACUCAUCUGUCAAGCAGGAAGUCAUCAUAACAUCAUGUUUUCUUUUUCCCUCUGUUUGAUGAAAGGAGAUGCUUCAUUAUUAUAUCAUACGUGCCCAACCAGCUAGUUUUGUUUUUGUUGCCCUUUUUAUGUUUUAAUUAAAAAUAUUGAAAAAAAAAUGUUUUGUUACUUAUAUAUGUUAAUUAUAUAUUUUAUAUACACCCCAGUCAAGCCAUGUGUGGUUGGGACUGGGAUAACUGCAAAGUAAUAGUUAAUUCAAACCUAGACAUUGAAGAUUCCCAGCACACGAAACACUAAUCUUGUACCCACAACCCUCAUCUGCAAAGGUGAACUGCCAGCAAACUUUUUCCAAUCAUCAAAAAUUUAUUUGGGUUCUUGAUCAAGAAAGAACUUUGCUUUAUAAAAGCAGAUAACAACAGAAUCAGAGACUUAUUUAACAAUUCAUCGAUUGGCACAGCUGCUGCUUUAAGUUGGUUUGUCAUUCCUCUCCUUUGUGGAGAAAAGGUAUCCUCCCUCUUUUAUUCCUGCUUACAUUUCAACUCUUAUUCCUACAAAGAGUCAGAGGUUUUAAUUUAGAAGUGUUGGUGGGAAUUAGGGACAUCAUUCAGAGGUGAGUAGGAGCAGACCUCCACAUGCAGCUCAACCCUUGAGCCCUUUUCCACUGUUACUUUCUCCCCUUCUUUUAGGCAGUCAGAGAGCAGUGUUCAGCUGCCCAGCAGUACAGCACCACAUUGACUACCCAGCCACUAUCCUCAGAGAUCUCUGAAGCAUUGGGCAGCUCUUUCAGCUCUCAGGAGAGUACAGUUUGACAAGGUGCUGGAGCUCUGUGGCAUAGCCUGUAAUUGGGCAGCGCUGGUAACAACUGAACGGAAUGGAGGUUGGAAUGUAAAAAAAGAAGCAAAACAAUCAAUUUUAUUACCACUAAAUCCUGUGAAGCUAACCCCUGCUACCUGUAUCCACAUUUUCAUCACUUAUAUUCCUUCUGGAGCAUGUUUUGAGAGAAGGAAACUUAAUCUUGAAGAUUAAUAACACUCAGGAACGCAGCUGCUGACAUACCUGUGUGUUUGACUUGAGGCUGCUACAGCCAGUUUCUUCUCCAGGGCCUGGAUAUCCUCUGCAGUCAGUCUCACCAGGCGAACGCCAGCCAGCCGCAGCAAGGGGGAAUGAUGCUGAGCCUUCCCGAGGAUGUAGCACAAUUGCUGGAUCAGAAACCAGCCCUCCCAGGCCAUGUUUAUAAAGGGGUAGGCAGCUAGAAAGGCUCGGUAAAAACGCUUCCAGGAGGAUGAUGGAGGAUGGAUGGAGUACUCAUCCUCUUCCCUAAGGCUGGACACGAGCUUCUCUAGCUUUCCUUUUAGGUAAGGAACAAGAAUCAGCAGCAGGAGAGACUUCCAGUGCUGCUUCUUUGGCAGGCCAGCAGUGGCCAAAGGUUGCUGUUUGCAAUCUCCUGUCGGUAUCCUCUUUAAGCUAUAAAAGUUCUCAGAAAAGGAGGCGCUGCACCUGGCCAGGUAGUGCUGCUGGAGCAGAAAAUCCAGAAGGACAUAGAUCUCAUCAAACCUGCGCCAGAGGAGGCCGUACCGGCCAGGAUUAGACUCAGCGAGCACCUGCAUGGAAAGAGACACAACAGGCAUGGAUCUGGGAGUGCUGUGUCUUAAGGAACUGGAGCCAUGACGGACUCCAAAUACUUCACGACCAAUAAAAAAGGAGAGAUUUUUGAACUCAAGGCUGAACUCAAUAAUGAAAAGAAGGAGAAAAGGAAAGAAGCUGUAAAGAAGGUUAUUGCAGCCAUGACUGUGGGGAAGGAUGUCAGCUCACUCUUUCCUGAUGUUGUGAACUGCAUGCAGACUGACAAUCUGGAGUUGAAGAAGCUGGUGUACCUGUACCUGAUGAACUACGCCAAAAGUCAGCCAGACAUGGCUAUUAUGGCUGUCAACAGCUUUGUGAAGGACUGUGAAGACCCAAACCCUCUCAUCCGUGCUCUAGCCGUCCGUACCAUGGGAUGUAUCAGGGUGGACAAGAUCACAGAGUAUUUGUGUGAGCCUCUUCGCAAGUGUCUGAAGGAUGAAGACCCUUAUGUUCGAAAAACUGCAGCUGUCUGCGUGGCGAAGCUGCAUGACAUCAAUGCCCAGAUGGUGGAGGACCAAGGAUUUCUGGAUUCCCUGCGUGACCUGAUUGCAGACUCGAAUCCCAUGGUGGUAGCAAAUGCUGUUGCUGCUUUGUCAGAAAUCAGCGAGUCGCAUCCCAACAGCAACCUGCUGGACCUGAACCCUCAGAACAUCAACAAGCUGCUGACAGCUUUAAAUGAAUGCACAGAGUGGGGGCAGAUCUUCAUCCUGGACUGCCUGUCCAACUACAAUCCCAAGGAUGAUCGUGAAGCUCAAAGUAUUUGUGAGCGGGUGACCCCUCGGCUGUCCCAUGCCAACUCAGCAGUGGUGCUGUCAGCAGUGAAAGUUCUGAUGAAGUUCCUGGAGCUUCUCCCCAAGGACUCAGACUAUUACAACAUGCUGCUGAAGAAGCUUGCCCCUCCGCUGGUUACCCUGCUGUCUGGAGAGCCUGAAGUCCAGUAUGUCGCCCUGAGGAACAUCAACUUGAUUGUGCAGAAAAGGCCUGAAAUCCUGAAGCAGGAAAUCAAGGUGUUCUUUGUGAAGUACAACGACCCCAUCUACGUCAAACUGGAGAAACUGGACAUCAUGAUCCGCCUGGCUUCUCAAGCAAACAUUGCCCAGGUCCUGGCAGAGCUGAAGGAAUAUGCUACUGAGGUAGAUGUUGACUUUGUUCGUAAGGCUGUUCGAGCUAUUGGACGCUGUGCCAUCAAGGUUGAGCAAUCCGCGGAGCGCUGUGUGAGCACACUGCUAGACCUCAUUCAGACCAAGGUCAACUACGUCGUCCAGGAGGCCAUUGUGGUCAUCAGGGACAUCUUCCGCAAGUACCCCAACAAGUAUGAAAGCAUCAUUGCCACCCUGUGUGAGAACCUAGAUUCCCUGGAUGAACCAGAUGCCAGAGCUGCCAUGAUCUGGAUAGUGGGUGAAUAUGCAGAACGAAUUGACAAUGCAGAUGAACUGUUGGAGAGUUUUCUGGAGGGCUUUCAUGACGAAAGUACCCAGGUGCAGCUCACCCUUCUGACUGCUAUAGUGAAGCUGUUCUUGAAAAAGCCUUCUGAGACACAGGAGCUGGUUCAGCAGGUCCUCAGCCUAGCCACGCAGGAUUCUGACAACCCAGACCUGCGGGACCGUGGCUACAUCUACUGGCGCCUUCUUUCCACGGACCCAGUGACUGCCAAAGAAGUGGUCUUAUCAGAAAAGCCACUGAUCUCCGAGGAGACUGAUCUGAUUGAACCCACUCUGCUGGAUGAGCUGAUCUGCCAUAUUGGGUCUCUGGCUUCUGUGUACCACAAACCACCCAAUGCUUUCGUGGAAGGGAGCCACGGUAUCCACCGCAAGCACUUGCCAAUUCACCAUGGAAGCACUGAUGCAGGAGACAGCCCCGUGGGGACAACAGCCACAACAAACCUGGAGCAGCCACAGGUCAUCCCAUCGCAGGGCGACCUGCUGGGUGACCUGCUCAACUUGGACCUGGGACCCCCUGUCAACGUUCCCCAGGUGUCCUCCAUGCAGAUGGGUGCCGUGGACCUCCUGGGAGGGGGUUUGGACAGCUUGCUUGGCAGUGACCUUGGCGGGGGCAUUGGAGGAAGUCCGGCAGUGGGGCAGACCUACAUUCCCUCUUCUGUGCCAGCCACCUUUGCCCCUUCACCCACCCCAGCCGUGGUGAGCAGUGGACUCAACGAUCUCUUUGAGCUCUCAUCUGGUAUAGGCAUGGCUCCAGGAGGAUAUGUGGCUCCCAAGUCUGUUUGGUUGCCUGCAGUGAAAGCUAAAGGGCUGGAGAUCUCAGGCACAUUCAGUCACAGACAGGGACACAUCUACAUGGAGAUGAACUUCACCAAUAAGGCUUUGCAGCACAUGACUGACUUUGCCAUUCAGUUCAACAAGAAUAGCUUUGGGGUCAUCCCAAGCACUCCGUUGGCCAUUCACACCCCUCUGAUGCCAAACCAAAGUAUUGAUGUCUCUCUGCCCCUCAACACCCUGGGACCAGUCAUGAAAAUGGAGCCUCUGAACAACCUCCAGGUAGCUGUGAAAAACAACAUUGAUGUCUUUUACUUCAGCUGCCUAAUUCCUCUCAACGUGCUUUUUGUGGAGGAUGGCAAAAUGGAGCGCCAGGUCUUCCUCGCAACUUGGAAAGACAUUCCCAAUGAAAAUGAGCUGCAGUUCCAGAUUAAAGACUGUCACCUGAAUGCCGACACCGUCUCCAGCAAACUGCAGAACAACAACGUCUACACCAUUGCCAAGAGGAAUGUGGAGGGUCAGGACAUGCUCUACCAGUCUCUGAAGCUCACCAAUGGCAUCUGGAUCCUGGCUGAGCUUCGCAUCCAGCCGGGCAAUCCCAAUUACACGCUCUCUCUGAAAUGCCGUGCUCCCGAGGUGUCCCAGUACAUCUACCAGGCCUACGAUGCCAUCCUGAAGAACUGACAGAGCUCUGCCUGUGCCUCACCCUGCAGGAGGACUGAGAAAGGGUCCCCAGGUCCUCCUCCACCGCUGGCGCGGGGAAAAGCACUCUUAAACUGGAAGCAGCUGUAUUCAUGUGUAGGAUUUCAGUCCAAGGCACUGACUAAACAAGGUAGCAAUUAGUAUCCACGUGCUAACGAUGAUAGGGAACAAACCCCUUUGAUAUUUUUAGCAUCCAUGGAGUUUGUAACCACUGCUUCAACCCCCCCCAAUCCCCAUCCCCCUUUGCCCCUCACUUGUCCGUUCUCGUGGGCUUCUCCAUUUUGUGCCAAUGCCAGUGUUUUCUAAAUGGCUUUAGGUGUAGUUCUGAUUUUGUAAAAUACCACUCACUGGAAAAGAAAAAAAAACACAUAAAAAACUAACCCCCAGCUUAUUAAAACAAGGCAAAAUGGUCGAAAGCAUUACACUGCACUUUAUUUUAUAUUUUUAUACAUUUUUGGGGUUUUUUUUCUUAACUGUAAUUGGCUUUAAAGGGAAAGUGAUUCCAUGGAAGUGGUGGGCGCCCUGCAGGAAUGGCUGUGGCCUGACCAAGGAACAGAGCCAUGUGCUGCACCCGUGGGGCAGAGGGGCCCUAAAUGCAGCGAGGGGUUUUUAUUGGGUUGUGCUGAUGGCCUCAGCUCUGCUCCCCACGGUGUUUCACCCCAUCCAUCGUCUCCCUGCCCUGCAAACUGCUGGUCUAAGGAGGGAUACUCCUCAUGCAUGGGGAGGGGCUGGAGACAGAUCAGUAAUGGGACAGUGAGGGACAAAAUGAGGAGGAGGAGUUCACUCUUAGAGCAAAAGCACGGGCUGUGUUCUCUGCAUCCUCACCAUCUGCAGCUCCUCCUCCUGCUCUCUUUGCCUUUCGCUCAGCCCUUGAGCUGUGCCCCUUCACCCGGUGCUGUGCUGUCCCCAGGGCUGCAGGCAUCUGCUGUCCAUGGGCCCUGGCAGGACCCUGAGGCUGUGCUGUGGGGCUGAGUGGUUCUCCCCAUUCCCAUUGUGGCGUAACUGGGACCAAUUUGGGCUUGGCAGUGUUUGCACAUGCUGAGCUGAGCACACCUGGAAAGCAUUUCUUCUGUUAGCAGCCCCAAGGCAUGUGGCACCGAGGGUUGCUCAGUCCAUGCCCCUGGCCCCUCUUUUCCUACCCCUCCUUUGGGUUGGGAGCCCUUCCCUUUCCCAUUCACAGCUGUGCGCUCACCGUGUUGCAACCACUGAGUGCUGCAACCCCAGCAGUGAAUGCAAAGCCUUGUGCAUGCCUUGCUCCAUCCAUCGCUCGUCCUGCUUCAUUCAGCCAUCCUCUAACCAGGGCGGCUCUGCCCUCCCCAGCAUGCUUUGAUGCCAUCUCCUCCCCAGCAAGCAAAGCUCUGACGCAUAGCAGCCCCAGUGUUGUCAUUUAGAUGCCACGUUCAAGGUCAGUAGAUGUUUUAUGGUGGAAGAUGGUUCAUCAGGGCUCGGGCAUUGCCUGCAGCCAAGAGGCCGAUGCUGGGAAGAGGUCAAAAAGCCCCACUUAUCUCCCCUCACCCCGAGCCUCAUUGCAGAGAGGAGGAGCACCUGGCAGGGCAAGGAAGGUUCUGUCCCUAUGCUCUGGUUGGGGAAAAAGUGGGUCAGAGCUGGAGUAACACAGUGCCUGUGUGUGCUGGGAGGUCGUUGCUCCAAACCCUGCAGGGCCACUGCAGGAAUCAUUAUUAGAGCAAUUAACGAAGCACCGGCGGCACUGAGUGCUGGGGCAGGGAGAAGACAGCAGAGGGUGAGGAAUGAGCUCAGCCUUAUGCCACACAGCUGGAGGAGCUUCGACAUGGGGAGGGGAUGCUCAGCACCCCUUCCUGUACCACAUUUCUUCCCAGCGUUUCGGGCACAUGUGGGUGUCCCCACAUUGCAGAGCCCUCCUCUCCCCCUGUGCCGCUUGGUUGCUUUGCUCACCGUGUAGCUGUGUUGCUCUUCAGGCUUUACCUGGUGUCCGUGUCAAUAAACUCAUUUCCACGA
Molecule: messenger RNA, 7645 nt
Organism: Gallus gallus (chicken)
Lineage: Eukaryota; Metazoa; Chordata; Aves; Galliformes; Phasianidae
Gene: AP2B1
Product: adaptor related protein complex 2 beta 1 subunit
Exons: 24
Coding region: 2795-5650 (951 amino acids)
Biological process (GO): intracellular protein transport; vesicle-mediated transport
Cellular component (GO): clathrin adaptor complex; membrane coat
Molecular function (GO): clathrin binding
Source: RefSeq, a predicted model, not a curated record